UGGGAGAAAAAUGGGAAGGAGGGGGAGAAUGAGGAGGAAGAAAAUCCCAGAGGCUUGCAGCUUUCAGGCAUCCAGGACAAGGAGGCCCCUUCCUAGUCUGACUCUUGGGGGCUGGGGUUCUAACUCCAUUGUGACCUAACAAUAGUUGUGAUGAUAAGACCAAGAUAUGCAGGGAUAAGGGGAGGCCCUUGUCACUUUUGUUCUCUGGAGUGGGAUAGGACACACUCCUGAGGUGGGUUAAGUAGCGUGGGGACAAAUUUCCCAAGUGACACAGAAAUAACUAAGGAAUGGAUAAGCGGGGCAAUGGUCUGAAGAUCCCUCUGUGGAAAAAGAAUCCAGAAGAAUUCCUGGAUGAUGAGGUGGAAGAGGGGGAUAAUGAAGAAGAGGAGAUUUCUGAUGAGAAGGAUUCAGAUGACGCAGAGAAUGCAUCAGAGAAGGAGGGGGAUUACUGGGAAUCGGGGCAGGAGCUCCAGGAUGGUGAUGGGAAAGACAAAGGCUCAGUAUCUUACUGUCCUCUCCGUCAAGAGUCCAGUGCAUCUGAGGUGUCGUCCCUGAGGCGCUCUGAGAGUGGAUUCUGGACCUGGCUCAGUCCCCUUACCCUCCUCUCCAAUCUAGCCUUUCCUGUGGACAGGAAGAGGAUCCAGCCCGGGCAGAUGUGCCUCCUGGAGAAGCAGCGAACCAAUGAUGGCCCCUGUUCCCGCUGUGAGAUUCUUUUCUGCAGGAAAUGCGAGACUCUGCACUGUGACCCCAACUAUGUUGAGCACUGUAUCCUGGACCACUGGGAAGGGGGUGCUUCGGAUCGUGAAGAAUUUGAGGAAGAACCAAAAAGCCCUUCCCAGGAGACAGUUUUAUUUAUGAAUCCUCCCUUCGUGGUGGAGGAUGUUCAAUAAAGCCCUCGGUGCAUCAAUCGAU
Molecule: messenger RNA, 912 nt
Organism: Antechinus flavipes (yellow-footed antechinus)
Lineage: Eukaryota; Metazoa; Chordata; Mammalia; Dasyuromorphia; Dasyuridae
Gene: PGBDF
Product: chromosome 4 C17orf50 homolog
Exons: 4
Coding region: 288-890 (200 amino acids)
Source: RefSeq, a predicted model, not a curated record